Schistocerca cancellata (South American locust) is the source of this 571-nucleotide messenger RNA. RefSeq lists its product as uncharacterized. The record is from RefSeq and is a predicted model, not a curated record. The transcript is spliced from 2 exons. The coding region runs from base 1 to 441 and encodes 146 amino acids. Lineage: Eukaryota; Metazoa; Arthropoda; Insecta; Orthoptera; Acrididae.
AUGCCGAUCGCCCUCGCCUUCGCCUUCGCGCUGCUCCUCUGGUCUCCGGUCCCCGGCGAGCUGUCCCCGCAGCACCCAGGCGAGCAGACUGGCCUCUCCGAACGCGGGGAGCGCGCCACCAAGAACGGGCGAAUCGUGUACGCCGGCGUGGCUGACUCGGACGGCUUUCCCGCCGUGAGGCGGCCGGACAGCUGGUACAGAGUGGACGAGGCGCUGCUCCGCAGGGCCCACGGCUGGCGCGGCUCCCGCCCGGCGGCGCCCGCCGGCGACGGCGACGGCGACGGAGGUCUGCUGAUGCCUGCUGACGACACGGACACGGCGGGCGGGCCGCGGCGCUUCUCCGUGCCGGAGCAGUGGCUCGCCGUGCCCGACAUGGAGGAACCUCCGUCCGGCCAAGCUGCGCCCGUCCGACGUCUCACCGCGGCGCACAGUGAUACAUAAUCAACAUAUGUGAAGAGGUAGCAUGACACAGAGCCAAUGUAUUCAAGGUGACAACAUGACAAGUGUAAAAAGAAGAACAAAAGUGUUUAGAGAUAUAUGAAACAUAAAGAACAUAAAAAACUGUACUAAC